AUGCUGGAUCCUGGGGAAGACCCCGGUGGGGGCUCCCUGGAGAGGCCGGUGACUAGUCCUCAGCCUGUGGAAGAUUCUGGGCCUGGCCCAAGGAGAGAUGAGUCCCUGUCUGCCUUUAGACGGAGGAUUGUUGGGAAGCUGACACGGAUUGAUAAAGAGGAGGAGAAAUUGACGGCUUUGAAAGCGGAAUUUAGGAAGAAAAAGCUGAUUUAUGCCAAAGUUUUCAGCAAGAAGAGACCGGCUCUGAGGCCUGAGUUGAGAGACGUUCUUGCAAAGAAGAAAACAUCAACAGAAAUUUUUAUGAACCCAGAGUUUCUAAAACAAUUUAUUGAAAUGUAUAAGGCUUUACCUUGUUUGUGGAAAUUAAAAUGUUCUGAUUAUUCCAAUAGGCAGAAAAAAGCAGAGGCAUAUGAAAAACUAGUCAAUCUUUGUAAAACAGUAUGUCCCUCAGCAACUGUAGACCUUGUUAAACAUAAGAUUGCAAAUUUGCGAACAGUAUUCAAGAAGGAGUUAAAGAAAGUGGAGGCAUCAAUAAAAUCUGGUGCUUCUGGUGAGGACAUCUACAUACCACGUCUGUGGUACUUUGACCUUCUGAAAUUUACCAUCAAUCAGGAUGUAUGCAUACCGUCUGUAUCCCACUUUCCUGACACAUAUGAGAUGCAGCAAGAGGAAGAAAACACAAAUGAUAGCCUAGAAAGUGCUGGAGAAAGUAAAAACUUCUCCCAGGUUUGUAUUCGUCCCCAAAUCCAUGAAGUACUUGAAAUGCCCCAGCAAGUCUCUCCAAUUCAAAACCAGAAAAGACGAAGGACAGUAAAUGAAGAACUGAGCAGACAGCUACUUAAUGACGCAACUGCAGUUCUCAAUCAAAAAGAAGAUGAAUUUGAUGCAUUUGGUGUUACUGUUGCAGCAAAGUUACGCAAAAUGGAUGAAAAGCAAAGGCUAUUAUCAGAGGUUCUUAUCACUGAUAUUUUGUUCAAAGGAAUGAUGAAAAAACUCACUGAAGAAACAAGUAUUUCUCUUUUUCAAAGUCCCCACUAUUCUUGUCAAAUACCUGGUUGCUCCAAUUCUGUUGACUAUGCUUUUUCAAGUGCUCAUCAACCAACUUUACUACGACAGGAAUUUGUUUCCCUGAACCACGAGUAUAACUGUACUAGCACACCAGCUAGGGCAAGCACUUCUUUUUGUAUAUCAACAAUGCCUGCUUCUCAAGUAACAGAAACAUCACCUUACAAAGAAGAACAUUUAUAACUACUUUCUUCAAAAAAGAAAAACCUCAUGCCCUACACUUUCUACUGUGUUUUUACUCUGACACUAAUUUGCAUCUGUUUUAUUUAGAUUAUAAUUUAAUUUUUUAUUGUACAGUUUAUAAGUCCGGUCUUUUUAUAUUAAUGUUUAUAAAUACAUUGAUUAUCAUGGAUACCUGUUUUCCUUCUGCCAUUUUUCAAGGGAAAAUUAGAAAAUAAAGUAACCAUCUGACGGACCAAGCCAUGGACAUAAUUUCCAUUACCUCCUUUUAACAGUUAACUACAGUUUUUUGUAAGAAAAUUAAAUAAAAAGAUAGUAUU
This is a messenger RNA of Nanorana parkeri, 1565 nucleotides long. RefSeq lists its product as uncharacterized. The record is from RefSeq and is a predicted model, not a curated record. The coding region runs from base 1 to 1248 and encodes 415 amino acids. The transcript is spliced from 3 exons. NCBI's taxonomy places the organism in Eukaryota, Metazoa, Chordata, Amphibia, Anura, Dicroglossidae.